Molecule: messenger RNA, 4197 nt
Organism: Emericellopsis cladophorae
Lineage: Eukaryota; Fungi; Ascomycota; Sordariomycetes; Hypocreales; Bionectriaceae
Product: nuclear pore complex protein Nup155
Exons: 2
Coding region: 1-4197 (1398 amino acids)
Biological process (GO): transcription-dependent tethering of RNA polymerase II gene DNA at nuclear periphery; protein import into nucleus; RNA export from nucleus
Cellular component (GO): nuclear pore; nuclear pore inner ring
Molecular function (GO): structural constituent of nuclear pore
Source: RefSeq, a predicted model, not a curated record
AUGAGCUUCCAGACGCCCAUGCGGCCGGUCCCCGGCGCGUACCUCAACACUCCCGCCCUCGCCUCUCGAUUCCAGCCGGGCCCCGAUCCCACGCGUCGACAAUUGUUCCAGCCCUCGAGGCCCACGAUCGACUCUUCUGGGAAUUCAGGCGCAUCCGCGUCGCCCGGAGCACAUAUUGGGGCCUCUACUUCAGGUGCUGUCGGUACACCUGUGACUCCAUUGGCUCCAAGGCAAGAUGCGGUGGCACCUGUUGUCAAGGCAGCUAAUGCUGUCGCGGAUGCUCUACGAUCCGAUGAGAACUUCCCAGAUUUGGACAACUAUAUCAGGCAGGGUGUAUCAUCCGAUUACGAACUCUCUGAUCCGGACUCCAGCACCAGUCCUUUCCACAAAACCAACAUGUACCCGAUUCCAGACCAAAUCUUCGAGCACUUGAAUCGCGGGCAAUUGCAAACAACCAUGGGCUUGUUCGCCGACAUUAACCAUGCAUGGGUAGUCAUCGAUAAUUCGCUGUUUCUCUGGGACUAUACGAUACCCAACCCAGAACUCGUUGGCUACGAGGAGCAGUCUCAUUCCAUCGACGCCGUGGCUCUGGUCGCACCGAAGCCCGGCAUUUUCCUCGAUUCGAUCACACAUAUUUUGGCAGUUGCAACAUCAGCAGACUUGAUCCUUCUCGGCGCUUCCGUGUCUGCUACCCCCUCCGGCAACAAAUCCGUAGCGCUCUAUCAGACAAAGAUGAACCUGCCGCUUCGAGGAACGCGCGUGAGCGUCAUAUCAGGCACGGCAGACGGACGAAUCUUCUUCGGUGGAAGUAGCGACGUUGAUCUGAACGAGCUUUACUACCAAUCGGAGGAGAGGUGGUUUUCGAAUCGAGUUGGUAGAAUCAACCAUACGAACCCCGGAUGGUCGUCAGUCGUGUCUUUGAACUCGUCAUUGUGGUCGCAAAAGAGCCCAGAAAGCUUGAUGGAUAUUGUCGUCGAUGACUCGAGAAAAUUGGUGUACACCCUCUCCAGCACCUCGACGAUACGAACCUAUCACAUGGACUCGACCCACAGCUUGAAGAAAGUCAUUGAGAAAGAAAGACUCAGUUGUGUGCGCGAUAUCACACAUAUGACAAACGAUCCCAAGCUGUUCUCCAACAGCAUGCAGAUUGUUUCAAUCAGUCCAAUAUCAAGGCAAGAGGCUUCGAAACUACAUUUGACUGCGCUCACAAACACUGGGUGCCGCCUUUUCCUCAGUGCCACCAAUGCCUCCGCAUUCUACAGCACUUCGACGAACCUAGCGCCUCAGAGUAUGCAAGUCCAGUUCAUCAAACUGCCGUGUGAAUCGAAUGCGAGGUUCACCAACUUGGGCGGUCAGCAGGGCAUCGUCCUCAAGCCGAGCAGGAAGGGAUCACGUUUCCCACCAGGCUACUUCUUGGACUUUGUCGAUAACAACCCGGAUCAGAACGAUUUGCUGUUCCUCUCUACCCCUGAAACGGGCAAAAUCAAGAACCCAGUCUCAGCUGCUUCCACAGUGAAGUACCCUGAGGCUGCCAACUGGUUAGAAAUCGGCAGUCGUGUCGAGGCAGUGGGUUUGAUCACGAAACCCUUCGCCGCUGCACCACAGCCGCUUGGCUUUGGAAACGAGCUGGCUGUUCAGUUCGACGAAGCUCCAACCGAGUUAGCGGUUCUGACCAACACUGGUAUACACAUCAUCCGCCGCCGGCGAUUCGUUGAUACAUUUGCCGCCAGCAUCAGAUAUGCAUCUGGAGAAGAAGGAUUCGACAAGAUUGCGCGAGGGUUUAUCCAGAGCUAUGGUCGUGUUGAGACCGUUUCAGCUGCGCUUGCAGUCGCAUGCGGUCACGGAGGAGAUUCGAGACCAGGCGCGCCACGCACGAGCGAUCCAGCCACGGAGGACCGUGCGAAGACCGUUUUUGUCGACUACGGCGGUGGUCCUACUAUUACCGAGACAGAUGGAGCAACCCUCACGACCGAGUCUGUCAAGCUAUCGUCGCGCCACGAUGCUCUCGCUCUGUAUCUCUCUCGGCUUGUUCGCAAGCUUUGGAGGACUCCUGUCAUCACACUCGGGGCCGCAACUACUGGUGGCAUUGCUGUCGUCUCCACAAUCCCCGUAACCAAGUUGGCCGAGGUGCAAAGCAACAUCAACAGACUUCGCACAUUCCUACAUGAAAACCGUACCUUGAUACGGGGACUCUCUGGGCCAGCCGAUUUGCAGCGGGUGACUUCACGUCAGGAAGAGGUCGCCCUUCAGGCGGAGCAUCAAGCCCUACAUGCGCUCCAAAAACUGAUGGAGAGCAUCUCAGAAGGCAUAUCCUUUGUUCUUAUGCUGUUCGACGAGCGCGUAUCCGAUAUUUACCUCCGUCUGGAUGCAACGGCACAAGAGCAAUUCAAGGCUUUGACCUUUUCAAAAUUGUUUGCCGAAGCUGAUGGCAAGGAGUUGGCCAAGAUGGUGGUCAAAGCGAUCGUCAAUCGCAACAUUGAGAGCGGCUCAAACGUGGAGACGGUUGCCGAUGCUCUGCGUAGAAGGUGCGGCAGCUUCUGCAGCCCAGAUGAUGUUGUCAUCUUCAAGGCACAGGAGCAGCUCAAGCGCGCUUCUGAGCAAUCCCUAAGCAACAGUCAGCGAACAUUACUGCACGACAGUUUAAGAUUCUUUGAGAAGGUCGCCGGCAGUCUCACCUUCACGAACUUGCAAGCAGCUGUCGCGCAAUUUGUAGAGCUCAAGUACUACGCUGGGGCUGUUCGGCUCUGCUUAUCUGUGGCACGAGAAAAGGAUCGCGGCAACAUCGCUCUCUCCUGGCUCAACGAUGGCAAGCCGCCCAAUGAUCCUCGCGAGGAGGCUUACAAUGAGCGCAAGCGCUGCUAUAACACUAUCCAUGAAGUACUGACCAAUCUCGAUACCGCGGCCAGUUCUGAGCCGGAAACAGUCGACGGCAAGCUCACGCUGAUAGCGACCAAGCGACACGAGGCGUACGGCGUGGUGAAUGAAUCCGACGAUGAAGUCUUUCAUUUCGACCUCUACGAUUGGUACCUCAGGCAAGGAUGGACGCAGCGGAUUCUGGACAUUGACUCGCCGCAUGUUGUCACGUUUUUGCAGCGCCUUGCAAAUGAAGAUGUGCAGCAUGCCGAACUCCUCUGCCGCUUCUACACCAACCGCACGCGCUACUAUGAAGCCGCGCGGGUGCAGGUCGGUUUGGCAAAUUCUGACUUGGAACUGGGUAUCAAAGAACGUAUCAGGCUUCUCAGUCUUGCAAAGUCCAAUGCUAUGGUGUCCACUGUCGGUAUUGCUCGCCAGGAGCAGCAACUGCUGACCCACCGAGUCUCAGACCUCCUUGAGGUUGCGAAUGUGCAAGACGACCUGCUCGAGCGGAUAAAGUCGGAUGCGAGAGGCACUGAUGAGGUGAGGGCGCAGCUGGCGGCGAGCCUUGACGGCAAGAUCCUAGAUCUUUCAGAUCUUUUCAACGGCUUCGCCGAUCCCGGCAACUACUACGACAUCUGCCUGCUCAUCUACCACCAUGCAGAUUAUCGAAACGGCACAACUAUCAACAAAACAUGGAGCGACCUGAUCGAUCAACUGCACACUGAAGUCCUCGAGGCUGAAGAAGCAAUCGAAAGCGCCAGAAACGAAGCGACGAUGAGUGGCACUGCACCGCCAAAUCUACCUCAACCCCCGAAGCCCUAUGAGUCCAUCUCAGCAAAGAUCCAGAACAUUGCCCAUCAUACUUCGCUAGACAGCUUCGUCUUCCCCUUCCACAUGCUUCUCCCAAAGCUCGUGCAGUACUCCGUCGCGGAGGGGCAAGACAACCGCAUCGGGGCGCACGCCUGCUGGCCGGCCCAGCUGUUCAUCAGUCUUGAUGUUUCCCACAAUAACAUUGUUAAAGCCCUUGAGGCUGCGCUCGAGACCCCUGGGGGCAACUACAACCACCAAGGCAGCAUCCGCGUUCGUCUUGUCGAACUCAUCGUUUACGCAGUAGACGACUGGGUCGCAGAUCUCCGACGCCGCGGCGGCUCUAAGCAAGCCGGUACGAUAACACAGUCGGUCACGGAACUCCUACAACGGUGCGAGGGACAGCUUACACCGCGGACCAACAACCCAGGUGGCGCAGAUAUUGCAGAUCUCAGGGGCACGUUGAGGACGCUGCUCAGAGAGGUUGGCGCAUUGGCGGACAGAGCACCAAUGAGCAGCCUGCGGUAUUUGUAA